This is a messenger RNA of Tupaia belangeri chinensis (Chinese tree shrew), 2087 nucleotides long. RefSeq names its product calcyphosine 2 (gene CAPS2). The record is from RefSeq and is a predicted model, not a curated record. NCBI's taxonomy places the organism in Eukaryota, Metazoa, Chordata, Mammalia, Scandentia, Tupaiidae. Gene Ontology annotation, molecular function: calcium ion binding. The transcript has 16 exons.
AUGGUAGAUAAACGAACUUGAAUGGAUUUAAAGAGUAAAGGAGUUGCUGCUUCUUCCAGGAGCCAAACUCAGCCAUUUUUUGGAAGAAAGAAGCCACUGCAACAAGGAUGGGCUUCCAGAUCUCAGGCAAUCCAGAAUCCUUGUCCACCCGUGGUCCCCCGACUUGAUUUGGGAAGCCUUGUUGACUCUGAUGAGGAGGAACAGGACAUAAUAUCUGAAAAUUUAUCGGCACCAACAGAUAAAUACAAGCUAAAACAUCAGCAAUAUGAAACUGAAAUGAAAGAGCGAUAUAAGCCAGCUACUCAGAAAACUGCAGAAAAGACAAAGUCAAAUAUUACACAUCAACAGUCUCCAAGAAACAAGACAGAUGAAAUGUGUAGCCAAGGUGAAGAAGACAGCAUGAGUGACCUUACGACUUUGGACAGGAAAGCCCUCUUACAGCAUGGUUAUACAGGCAGCCCUUACGGUGUACAGCAGAGUGCAAGGAAAUUGAAUGCAGAAAUUGUGGCUGCAGAGAAGAAGAAACAGACUGUCUCAGAGCAGAUGAUGAUAGACCACUUAUCUAGGGCUGUAAUCAGUGAUCCAGAACAAAACUUAACCACUGAGAAACAACAAAGUGUUCAAGUCUUUCCAGAUACAAAAAGAGCACCUCUUCGAUUUAGGAAAAGACCACUUCAUGAAACAAAGAUACGAACUCAUUCUACAUUAACUGAAAAUCUGCUUUCUCAUAAAGUACAAUUUGAUGGUAGAAUCAUAUCAAGAAAUGGACGUGAUGCUUGCAGGGAGCUUAUUGGGUUCUUUUUUGCUCAUGACCAAUCCCUUACCAUUUAUGAAUAUCGGCAAUUUGGGAAAAAUAGAACAAAUGUGCUUCCUUUUAUUAAAAAAAGUUCUUAUGGUCAUCAGUGUGGACGAAGAAAAGGAAAACAAUACCAACUUGAUGAUUUUUAUAUUGGUGCAAACUUGACAUUUUUGAGUUCAGAUCAUCCUAGCCUUCCAGAGAGCACAAAAGAAAAUAAAUUACUUACGCUACGAAUUACAAAUAUUGAUCAAAUAGCUUUGGAGUCUCUCAAAACUACUUCUGGGGAGCAUGAGGAUUAUAUAAUCAGACAAGAAGCCAAUGAUAGGCUGGUCUUCAAGGCCAUUCAAGAUGUGCUAAAAGAAAAACUACAUAAAAGAGGUGUUCGUAUUUUGACUGGGUUAGGAAAGUACUUUCAACAAUUGGACAAGAAAGGAAAUGGACUUUUAGAGAAGGCAGAUUUUAAACAAGCUCUAGAAGUAUUUCACUUAGAAGUGUCCAAAAAGGAUUUUGAGUCUUCAUGGUUAAUUCUCAAUGACAAUGGCAGUGGCAAUGGCAAGGUUGAUUAUGGAGAAUUUAAACGUGCCAUUAUUGGUGAAAUGAAUGAAUAUAGGAAAUCAUUUGUUCGAAAGGCCUUUAUGAAACUGGAUUUUAAUAAAACUGGCAUUGUGCCUAUUGUAGACAUAAGAAAAUGUUAUUGUGCAAAGAAGCAUCCCCAAGUAAUUUCAGGUCACUGCACAGAGGAAGAAAUCAAAUCAUCUUUUCUGGACACAUUAGAAGAAGCCUGCAGCAAGUCUGAUGAAGUGUCGUAUGGUGAAUUUGAAGAUUACUAUGAGGGUCUAAGUAUAGGAAUAGCAGAUGAUGAAGAUUUUAUUAACAUCUUACGUAUUCCAUGGGGGAUUUAGUUUUAAUAAUGCUAUGUCAUCAGGACUAAGCAUUUUAUAGAAGAAAUAAAUUGAAUGUAAAGUAUGAUCAAACAUUGUAACAUUUUUCUGGGACUCUCUUCAUCCUGUUUUUCUCAAAAAAGUUGAGUCAGGAAAGAGAACUAUUCAGAAAGAUAUAUGUUGGAGUAUGUAUGUUCAUGCAUGUGCACGCAUGCUCAUCAUCUAAAAAAUUGUAAAGAUAUGUCUUUUUCGUCUUUAAUUUACUUUGAAUAUAAUUUAAAAAUUAGCCUCAAUCAGAAAGCUUCAUCUGGUGGCAAAAGGUGGAGUGAUGGUUCAGGCACUGAACUUCCACAUGGCUGAUCAUGGUUCAAAUCCUGGACCUGGUGGCUUCAAAAUCUUGCUGAGCA